GAAAACACAAUCUGAUUCUACAAUAUCGUUAAAAGAACUACCGCAGUUUUAUAGUUUUUCAGUACUUUUCUUUUUGAUGCAUUGGGUGUUGGUUUUUGGUGUCUGAUUAGUUCUCCUCCCCUUUUGAGCAUGUGGUGCCAAAGUCUUGAUUACCUGGUGCGCCACAUGGUGAACAUUCACUUUUCUGUAAGUCAUGAGAAAGGACGAGAUUGUGGAGUCCGAAACACGUAGACAUCGUGGAUCUUGUAUGUGUUUGGAUAACAGUUUUUUUACUGUUAUUAAUAAAGUUGCAAGUUUUUAUGGGAAGCUGCACCACAAGUUUUUUCUUUGGAUUACGUUUGUGCCCAGUCAUAUCCGGACUGGGCCCGUGCUUCCAUGAAAGCAACAAAGUCCGAGCCUGGGAAAGUGACCGCAGCUGUAAAGAAAGCCUUGGAUGUUGGGUACAAGCACCUUGACUGCGCCUUUCUCUAUCAGAAUGAGAAUGAAGUCGGGGAAGGCAUUCAAGAGAGGAUCAAGGAAGGAGUGCUAAAGAGAGAGGAGCUGUUUGUUACUAGCAAGCUAUGGUCAACCUUCCAUGAAAAAUCUAUGGUGAGAGGAGCCUGCGAGAAAACUCUUGCCUCUCUGAAGCUCGAUUACUUGGACCUCUACCUCAUACAUUGGCCAACAGGGUUUAAGGCUGGAGAGGCUUUUUUCCCCACUGAUGAGCAGGGACAAGUGAUACCGAGUGACACGCAUUUCUUAAAUACAUGGGAGGGUAUGGAAGAACUUGUGGACGCGGGGCUGGUGAAAGCCAUUGGAAUCUCUAACUUUAACCACAGCCAAAUAGAAGAGCUGCUGAACAAGCCAGGGUUAAAGUACAAACCGUCAGUCAACCAGAUUGAAUGUCAUCCAUACUUAACGCAAAACAAGCUCAUUGAGUAUUGUCAAUCUAAAGGCAUUGCUGUGACAGCGCACAGUCCUCUGGGAUCACCAGCCCGGCCUUCGGCCAAACCAGAGGACCCAUCUCUUCUAGAAGAACCCAAAAUCAAAGACAUUGCUGCCAGGCAUAAAAAGACAGCUGCCCAGGUCCUGAUCCGCUACCCUAUUCAGAGGAAUGUGGUAGUCAUCCCGAAGUCAGUGACUGAUGAACGUAUUGAAGAGAACUUUCAGGUGUUUGACUUUGAAUUGACCCCAGAAGAUAUGAAAGAUAUCUCCAGCUUUGAUCGGGGCUGGAGAGUCUGUGGCUUAACUUCAGCCAGAAAACACAAGGAUUAUCCAUUCAACGCAGAGUUUUGAAGGGCUCGCUGCUCCUGUUACAGCUCCAGUUUUUCUAGAUAAUACUGUUCGUCCGCAACCAUUUGGAAAUGACUGUAGCAGGGUGUUCCCUUUUCUUCUGUAAUGUUUCAAUAAUCAAAAGACUAUAAUUUCCUGUUUCUGGUAUUUUAAAUUAAAAUAUAACUUU
This is a messenger RNA of Bufo gargarizans (Asiatic toad), 1441 nucleotides long. RefSeq names its product aldo-keto reductase family 1 member B1-like. The coding region runs from base 376 to 1275 and encodes 299 amino acids. Gene Ontology annotation, molecular function: aldose reductase (NADPH) activity. The record is from RefSeq and is a predicted model, not a curated record. Gene Ontology annotation, cellular component: cytosol. The transcript has 10 exons. Lineage: Eukaryota; Metazoa; Chordata; Amphibia; Anura; Bufonidae.